Molecule: messenger RNA, 9426 nt
Organism: Strongylocentrotus purpuratus (purple sea urchin)
Lineage: Eukaryota; Metazoa; Echinodermata; Echinoidea; Camarodonta; Strongylocentrotidae
Exons: 70
Coding region: 1-7167 (2388 amino acids)
Biological process (GO): cell-matrix adhesion
Molecular function (GO): calcium ion binding
Source: RefSeq, a predicted model, not a curated record
AUGUAUGCCUGUACAGAGCGUAUCUACAUUGACUACGGCUCUUACCCCGACCGGUCACUGAGUUACUUUCAAUACAACGUUCUUGCUUGGUACACUAUAAGACUUGAUACGGGGUUUCCUAUCAGCUCCGGCCGGCUAUACAACUACAUCACUUUCACAUCGACAGGAAUGAUCCAUUUUUCGACCUACUCUCCACGCAGUUAUACACUUUCCAAAUACAUCAACCCGUCUACGUUCAGUUUCUUCGAUCAGCUCUAUGCAGACCCUGCCAUUGCGGUAUUUGGUGCCCCGGUUGACCUCUACAGGGGUAACCCUAAGAUCUACUACCAGUAUGGAAACUCUGCUGCUCUGCUUGCAGCAGUGAAAGAAAGACUGUAUGGAGCUCCGUCACUUCCGGCAGGAUUAGAGUCCUCCCAGUUCAUCAAUGGAAUCAACUUCAUUCUUAAGGUCACGUGGGUUGAUGUGCAGAAUCCAGGAUCAAUCGCAGGACAGGAGACCAAUACCUACCAAGCAAUUCUCUUUACUGACGGCAGAAGAAGCGGUGUCUUGACGAUGUAUGAACAAGGAAGCUUUCAGUGGGAUCCGUACUCUAAGGUUAUACCUGCUAGGAUUGGUUACAACAUCAAACAUGAUAGACUGAAUAUCUACCAGGGAAACAAUCCUGCUAUACGGUACACAAGCUAUCGCCCUGAUCUCAGGAUUGGCAACACCGGUCUCAUGGGGAGAGACAUCUAUCGUCUUGACGCAAAUCCUGACUGGUACGUCAACCCCCGCCGUUACUGUCAAGAUUGGUACCUGGAUGAUCUCUCAAAGAUAUCAUAUGCACGGUGGGCACAGCCAUGUCCUUGCACCCGCUGGCAGGCCAGGAUCGAUCGAAGGUUUACUCGAUGCAACUAUCCCUCCUACGGAUAUGGUUACGGAUACGGGUUUAAUUAUGGCUACAGCUAUGGGCUGCAGAGUUAUAACUACGAUGGAAGAGGAACGAUCUGUUACCAGCCUAGAUGGCCCUCAUUUGGUGGUGGUGGAUACCGUUGUACUUACGAUCAGUCUGCUUUGAGCAGGGGUUAUAGGGCCAGUCACUACCAAGCAGUCAUGCCCUCCAAUCGUCGAUUCUUCUCUUAUUACUAUUAUUCCCUUGAUUACUAUUAUUCUUGGAUUGAGAGGGACGUCCUACCCCGUUUCUUCUGCUGUGGUCUGGCUGGAGGGAAUUUCUGUAACCUUUACGAAAGUCGUCGUCCAAGAUCUCACUGCUCGGGAUAUAGACGACCAUGGUUCGGAUGGUUUUGGGGCGACCCGCACGUCAAUACCCUUGACGGUAGGAAGUACACCUUCAAUGGUCUUGGGGAAUACACCACGAUGUCUUACAGUCAUGGUGACCCGUUCAUACUGCAAUCCAGAACUGGUAAGGCGUUUAACAACAGCAUGCCUGUGGAACAUGGGACAGUCUUCACAGGGUUCGCUGCAACACAAGACAUCACUAAGGUCGAAUUUCAGCUGAAUUAUAACAGGACAGAAAUGAGUAUUCUAAUUAAUGGUACUACCAUCAAUAUGACGGAAUUCCUAGAGGAUGGUAUCGACUCACCGGAUUCAACCUUCAUCCUAUCCGCGGAGAACGACACUGUCUCUGAAGGUGAGAUUAAGGUCACAGCGCUGUUCCAACCAGAAGGCUAUCCCAGUUCGUCCUUCACCGUGACCUUCAAGAACGGCCUCUUAGAUCUGGGUGUCAUGGUCCCUUCUGAGUAUGCGCAGAACGGAACCGGGAGGGGUCUGCUCGGUAAUGUAAAUGGGAACAAAUCAGAUGAUUUUCUGCUCAGAAAUGGAACAUUAUUAAUGGAUCUGCCUGAGAGAAAUUUAACAGACAGAGACAUAUUUCAGUUUGGACAGUCAUGGAUGAUCAGUGAAAACGAAUCGCUGUUUGAAUACGACGAUGGGAAUUGGAGUUACUACAAUCCUAGCGACUACAAACCAAUGUUCUUAGACGAGCUGCUCGCUCUCGACAACGACCGAACCGAGGCGGCAAGAGAGGCUUGCGGGGAGGACGAGGCGUGCCUGUUCGACUACCUCGCCGUGAGUCCUGAGAUGGGUCAACAAACUAUGACCACAGGGAACCAACUCGACAAUGACCUCCUAAACCUUGAUAAUUUUCCUCCGAACGUAACCAACGUGGUAGAGACUAGCGAGACAGAUGCUUUACAAGAAGGGGAGGUUCUCUUCAUGCAAGUGGGCGUGACCGUUACCUUGGAGAUUUCUGCACAUGACCCUAACGAAGAUGAUGAGGUAUUCUUUACUUUCAACGAUACAGCACCAGAUGGCGCCAAUAUCAGCUCAGAUGGUAUCUUGACCUGGACACCACCUGACCUGAAUGUAUCAUCCAUCGAAAUCAUUGUGAUGGACAACCGAGGAGCAGAGACAUCGCUGGCAUACAGGGUCUUGAUCUGCCGAUGUGAGAACGAAGGCGUGUGUGACUUCGACAACCAAGCUGAGGGGCAGGAUCUAAAUGCCAACGGAUUUGCGGUGGUCAUGUGCAACUGUUCUGGUGGUUGGUCGGGUGAUCAUUGUGAUGUAGACUAUGAUUCAUGUGAGGGUAUGCCCUGCUACGAGGGGGUUAUCUGCUUCGAUGAGCCCCCGUCUUCAGACGAAGAGUACACAUGCGGCCCUUGUCCACCCGAGCUCUCAGGCGAUGGUACCACUUGCUUUGAUUUCAAUGAAUGUGCUGAUAACGAUACGAAUGACUGUGAACAGAAUUGUGAAAACAAUCUAGGUUCUUACACGUGUUCGUGUAACACCGGUUAUAUGCUUGCCAUCGAUCAACGUUCCUGUGACGAGAUAAGUGAAUGUGAUGAGGCCCUGAUGGAUUCCACUGCAUCUGUCAACUGCACAUGCGAGCCUGGUUUUCAACUUGAAAAUGGAACGUGUUCAGAUUUUGAUGAAUGUGCAUCUGAUGUGGACCUAUGCCCGCGUGAUAUAUCAAUCUGUUUCAACCUGCCUGGAGACUACAACUGCACCUGUCAUUCAGGAUACGACAAUUCAUCCCCUAAAGAGUGUCAAGAUAUCGAUGAAUGUGAAUCGCGCACGGAUGACUGCGAGUCCAGCCUACAUCGUGUUUGCAGGAACACACCCGGUAACUUCUCGUGCGUGUGCAGUGAGAACACAGCAGAAAUCAAUGGAACCUGCCAAAACGCGCUGUCGUUAUCACUCAACGUUCGUCUUACAUUCAUCACUGGAUUAAGCGUUGAAUCUUAUCCUUCUGUGGUCGAAUCGCAAGAGAACCAGCGUCAGUUGGCCCAAGAUGUUUGGCGUUACCUCAAUACAUCAUCAGAAUUGGGUGACGACAUACUUCAGGCUGUGUCUGUGAAGAACUAUACUGUGACCGGAACUUAUGUUCUGGUGUCCUUCCGGGUCGACGUAAAACAUGGUGCAUCUUUGGAUGAUACCAGCCUAGAGCGGAUUUUCAUGGAAUUGCUUCCUGGGUCACGACUUAUUGCCCCAGAUCAUCAAGUCAUGCAGGAGGAUAUCAACGAAUGUGGUCUAUCUUCAGAUGUUUGCCGUAACGGAAACUGUACAAACACUGAUGGAAGCUACUACUGCACUUGUAAUGAGGGUUUCGAAGGAACAGGAAACGAUUCUUGCUCAGAUAUCAAUGAAUGUCUCGGAGCUCACAAUUGCAAUCAGACAUGCCUCAACUCAGCUGGAAACUUCUCGUGUUCUUGUCGUCCUGGGUUUGAGCUUCAUGAUGAUGGGUUCACAUGCAAUGAUAUCGACGAUUGUUCUACCACACCUUGUAUGAAUGGAGGGACUUGUGUUGAUGGAGUAAACACCUUUACUUGUUCCUGUGUUGAUGGCUAUAACGGGAGUAUGUGUGAAACAGAUAUCGACGAUUGUUCUACCACACCUUGUAUGAAUGGAGGGACUUGUGCUGAUGGAGUAAACACCUUUACUUGUUCCUGUGUUGAUGGCUAUAACGGGAGUAUGUGUGAAACAGAUAUCGACGAUUGUUCUACCACACCUUGUAUGAAUGGAGGGACUUGUGUUGAUGGAGUAAACACCUUUACUUGUUCCUGUGUUGAUGGCUAUAACGGGAGUAUGUGUGAAACAGUUCCAUCAAGUGCCACAACCGUGCAGCCUACAGCAACACCUAGUGAAACUUCACAACUUGUUCCAUCAAGUGCCACAACCAUGCAGCCUACAGCAACAUCUAGUGAAUCCUCACAACUUGUUCCAUCAAGUGCCACAACCAUGCAGCCUACAGCAACAUCUAAUGAAACCUCACAACUUGUUCCAUCAAGUGCCACAACCAUGCAGCCUACAGCAACAUCUAGUGAAUCCUCACAACUUGUUCCAUCAAGUGCCACAACCAUGCAGCCUACAGCAACAUCUAGUGAAACCUCACAACUUGUUCCAUCAAGUGCCACAACCAUGCAGCCUACAGCAACAUCUAGUGAAACCUCACAACUUGUUCCAUCAAGUGCCACAACCAUGCAGCCUACAGCAACACCUAGUGAAACCUCACAACUUGUUCCAUCAAGUGCCACAACCAUGCAGCCUACAGCAACAUCUAGUGAAUCCUCACAACUUGUUCCAUCAAGUGCCACAACCAUGCAGCCUACAGCAACAUCUAGUGAAUCCUCACAACUUGUUCCAUCAAGUGCCACAACCAUGCAGCCUACAGCAACUUCUAGUGAAUCCUCACAACUUGUUCCAUCAAGUGCCACAACCAUGCAGCCUACAGCAACAUCUAGUGAAUCCUCACAACUUGUUCCAUCAAGUGCCACAACCAUGCAGCCUACAGCAACAUCUAGUGAAUCCUCACAACUUGUUCCAUCAAGUGCCACAACCAUGCAGCCUACAGCAACAUCUAGUGAAUCCUCACAACUUGUUCCAUCAAGUGCCACAACCAUGCAGCCUACAGCAACAUCUAGUGAAUCCUCACAACUUGUUCCAUCAAGUGCCACAACCAUGCAGCCUACAGCAACAUCUAGUGAAUCCUCACAACUUGUUCCAUCAAGUGCCACAACCAUGCAGCCUACAGCAACAUCUAGUGAAUCCUCACAACUUGUUCCAUCAAGUGCCACAACCAUGCAGCCUACAGCAACAUCUAGUGAAUCCUCACAACUUGUUCCAUCAAGUGCCACAACCAUGCAGCCUACAGCAACAUCUAGUGAAUCCUCACAACUUGUUCCAUCAAGUGCCACAACCAUGCAGCCUACAGCAACAUCUAGUGAAUCCUCACAACUUGUUCCAUCAAGUGCCACAACCAUGCAGCCUACAGCAACAUCUAGUGAAUCCUCACAACUUGUUCCAUCAAGUGCCACAACCAUGCAGCCUACAGCAACAUCUAGUGAAUCCUCACAACUUGUUCCAUCAAGUGCCACAACCAUGCAGCCUACAGCAACAUCUAGUGAAUCCUCACAACUUGUUCCAUCAAGUGCCACAACCAUGCAGCCUACAGCAACAUCUAGUGAAUCCUCACAACUUGUUCCAUCAAGUGCCACAACCAUGCAGCCUACAGCAACAUCUAGUGAAUCCUCACAACUUGUUCCAUCAAGUGCCACAACCAUGCAGCCUACAGCAACAUCUAGUGAAUCCUCACAACUUGUUCCAUCAAGUGCCACAACCAUGCAGCCUACAGCAACAUCUAGUGAAUCCUCACAACUUGUUCCAUCAAGUGCCACAACCAUGCAGCCUACAGCAACAUCUAGUGAAUCCUCACAACUUGUUCCAUCAAGUGCCACAACCAUGCAGCCUACAGCAACAUCUAGUGAAUCCUCACAACUUGUUCCAUCAAGUGCCACAACCAUGCAGCCUACAGCAACAUCUAGUGAAUCCUCACAACUUGUUCCAUCAAGUGCCACAACCAUGCAGCCUACAGCAACAUCUAGUGAAUCCUCACAACUUGUUCCAUCAAGUGCCACAACCAUGCAGCCUACAGCAACAUCUAGUGAAUCCUCACAACUUGUUCCAUCAAGUGCCACAACCAUGCAGCCUACAGCAACAUCUAGUGAAUCCUCACAACUUGUUCCAUCAAGUGCCACAACCAUGCAGCCUACAGCAACACCUAGUGAAACCUCACAACUUGUUCCAUCAAGUGCCACAACCAUGCAGCCUACAGCAACAUCUAGUGAAACCUCACAACUUGUUCCAUCAAGUGCCACAACCAUGCAGCCUACAGCAAAACCUAGUGCAACCUCACAAUUAGAUGAGUGUGCGACAAAUACAAGUCUCUGUAAUAAUGGAAGAUGUGUCAACUUGGAUGGAUCAUACACUUGUGUCUGCAACGAUGGGUUCACAUUAGUCAAUGCAAAUUCUUGCAAUGCUCUCUCAAGCAGUCUGUUCACUAGUCGAGUGACUGUGCAGAUUACAGGACAAAGUCUGAAUGGUCAAGCCCUAACGUAUACACCAGAAUUAACCAAUAGGUCAUCGGCCAAAUUCAUGGAAUAUGAAGUUGCAUUCUGUUACAUUUUCAGCCAAUAUGUAAGGGUACAGUUAGGUUCUCAACUUGUCGGUGAUAAUUGCAUAGUGCUGUCAUUCCGCCAAGGUAGUGUAGUCGGUGACCUGCAAAUGGAACUUGCGGCUGACAGCCAAAGUGUAGCAGAUGGGCUUGCUGUGACUUUAUCUGCCUUAUCUACCAACAUUGAUCAAAACUUAUCAGCUAAUGGUCAAACUCUGGUAGUAUCUAUAUCGGCAAAUGUUCAGUGCGAUCAAACAAACUGCCAGAACGGUGGGACAUGUACUUCUUCUGGACAGCCUUGCAAUUGCCCAACUGGUUUUACAGGAGAUCUUUGCCAGAAUGCUUCUCAAGGAUUGUCGAAUGGAGCCAUCAUUGGUAUUGCUCUCGGAGUAUUUGGUUCUGUUCUCGUCCUCGUAACCUGUGUCUGCUGCGUUUUCAUGCAAGGUGUCAGACGAAAUCAAGCAACAAAAAUGAUGCUCGCUGAAGAACGGUAUGUCGAUUCGAGCAGACAAAAUAGAAGCUUCUACGGAAACGAAUCUUUCAAUGGUUCUGAGGAGUACGAUUCCCUUGAAGGACGCCGGUAUGCAGUUGGUCAAGCAUUGGAUCGACUACGCAGAACUGAUGCGCCGCAUCAUGAAGAUCGCAAUUUCAGGACUCCCUAUGUGGUAGAUGGGAGUGAAACGUACAACGGUGUGGAGCGAAAUCCAAUGCAUGAUUGAUCACCAAGAAACUUACCUUCGGACAAAGAACGAAUAUGACAACGGAAAAGAAUUUAGUGAAUUAGUUACGUCUUAUGGAUAGAUGGGUUCUCUUCUGGAUAGGCUAAAUAUCAAAGUGUAUACAAUCAUAUUAUUAGAUUAAGUAAGGGCUUACUUGCAUUUUACAGAUUGACUGAUUUAAUUGAUGUAAUCAUUCCAAGUCUCUGUUUAAACAACCAUACUAUUUUAUCAAUUAACGGCUUACUUGCAUUUGACCGAUUGGCUAAUUGAAUCGAUGUAAUCAUGUUAAACUCACAUCAUUUUAAAAAGACUGUUUUUCAGCAAGUCUGUGUUACAAACAUAAAACUGAUGUUAUAUAGAUCAAAUCGGAUAUAUGUACAUGAAUUAAUUUAAUGUAAUUUACUGUAUCUGUGAAUAUAUAAGGGCUUCAUUGUUAAUCUAGAAAUGGUUUGAUAUCAUAUCUUUAUUGAUCAAGUAAUUUAUAUUCACGUUACAACAUAUUAUAAAUGUGGUAAAACAUGAUUUCACCCAAACUGUUAUCUAAAGAGCCGAUUCCUAUCACAUGCUUUUAACGUGUACCAAUUUUAAGUAUUUAAAUAGUACAAAUUUUCUAUAGUUUUAUUUCAAUUGCUUAUGGUAGCGGGAGUAUAAUACAUUCUUUAGCAUUCUGAUUUUGUAUGAAUAGAUUAAAUGCAUAUGAUGUAGAAAAGAGAGCUAUCAAGUAAACAGAAUAGUAUGAUCAUAUGGGAUCAAUCCAUGGCGCUAAAACAGUACGAACAGUAAUUUUGGAUCUUUCCUUUAUGAAUAUAAAUAACAAUAUUUACCUGUGACAUUUUUGCCAGGCAACAAAGUAACCCCCUUGAUAGGCUAAAUAUCAAAGUGUAUACAAUCAUACUAUUAUAUUAAUUAAGGGCUUACGGUAUUUGCAUUUAACCGAUUGACUGAAUAAAUUGAUGUAAUCAUGCUUAGUCUCUGUUACAAACGAUCAUACUAUUAUACUAAUUAAGGUUUACUCAAAUCAGUCUAAAAAUACUGCUUGUCAGCAAGUCUUUGUUGAAAACAUAAAACUAAUGAUAUAGAAAUAUUUGAAGGUAAAUAUAAAAAUGAAUUGAAUACGAUUUUCUGUAUCUGUGAUUGUAUAAGGGCUGCAUUGUUAAUCAGGACGGGUUUGAUAUCAUAUAUGUAUUGAUCAAGUAAUUUAUGUUUAUCUCACAAAAUAUCAUGAAUGUGGUAACAUAUGCUUUUUCCUUAACUGUUAUUUAAAUAGCUGAUUCCUAUCUCUUGCUUUUAAUGCGGAUCAAUUUUAAGACUUUAAAUAGUACAGUUUUUCUAUAUUUUUAGUUCAAAUGCUUAUGUUAGCGGGGAGUAUACCAUCCCCCUCUUUUUCUCUCUUUAUAUAUAUAUAUAUAUAUAUAUAUUAAAUAAAUACUCUUUUUAAUUGAUAUGGUUUUGUAUGAAUAGAUUUAAUUGCAAAUUAUGUAGAAAAGGGCUAUCAAGUACCCAGAAUAAUGUGAUCAUAUAGGGUAAAUACAUAGCACUAAAACAAUACGAACAGUAACUUUAAAUAUUUCCUUCAUGAAUAAAAAAAACAAUAUUGUUUACCUCUUGCACUUGUACUUGUAAUAUUUUUGUCACGUACCAAAUUAAUCCACAUCCCCCCCCCCCCCCCCCCCCCCACUACCAGGAAUAGUUUUGAUCCCACUUGCUUGACUUGCAAUUCAAGGAUUGUGUAUUAAACAAGGACUUGUUUGUUUAGUUAAUUAAUUAAAAGGUUAUGCUGAUUAUAUGAAGAUUAAGGGAAGUGUAACCAAAACUUUCACGUAGGUCCUUUCUCUUGGUUAGGAACAUGUCGCUUCAAUAAUGAUGUGGAAAUGAAUUGGGUUGGGAAAAAAAGACAUGAAUGUACGUACGAUGUAUUGAAACAAAGCAGACCUGCAAUGGAUGCGUCAUGAAGAACAAUGACAAGUAAAUUUAUUAUGCACACAUACUUUCUUUUGUCUCAUUGCCAUGGGAAAAUAUGAAUUAUUAUUUUCUAAACAUGUAAUAUAUAUUUUGUUUAAUGUCUAUAUUCAUGUUCCUGCAAAGCAAUUCAUCAUACAGUACUAGAGUUAUACCCCUUAUAAGUCUUUCAUGUUUCAAGGAUGUAUGUUUUUUUUAUAUAUUUUUGUUCGUAUGAUAUAUUUUUGUAUUGAUAUGUAUUUUUCAUUAGAGAUCACUAGUAAUUGUAAUAAAAGUUCCAAUAGGGAAGACUGCUGAAUA